AGGUGUUUAAUACAGGAACAAAUGGUCAGGGACAGCUGAUCCUGCAGGUGUUUAAUACAGCAACAAAUGGCCAGAGACAGCUGAUCCUGCAGGUGUUUAAUAUAAGCAGCAAUCCAGUGAAAAAUAGUUUGUUAGUAGGAGCUGAACAAGAGUGAUUGCACGCAGCCCCUUUUGAUGUAAUAUACGCACAUUCAUGUGACUCAGCAGGGUAGAGAAGUGGUUCUCAGCAUCUGCACACACACUAACACACACUCAUUCACAUAAUUACUCUCUCUUCCUUCGCCAGUCUGGAGAUGUUGGACAAGGUGGAGCCCCCCUCUAUCCCAGAGGGUUAUGCUAUGUCUGUGGCCUUCAGCGCCCUGCUGGACCUGGUCCGAGGCAUCACUUCCAUGAUAGAGAGAGAAUUGGCCAAGGAGGAGGAGGAGGCGGCUGUACGCAGAGAGGCCAACCCAGACCAGAACACCCAGCCUGAGCCUGGGGCCCAUCUGGUUUGGGAGGAGAUGGUCAGUACGUGUUGGUGUGGUCUACUGGCUGCCCUCUCUCUCCUGCUGGACGCCAGUACAGAUGAGACGGCGACAGAGAGCAUCCUGAAGGCGGAGCUGACCGUGGCGGCGCUGUGUGGUCGCCUGGGCCUUGUGACGCCCCGCGACGCCUUCAUCACAGCCAUCUGCAAGGCCUCGCUGCCCCCACACUACGCCCUGACUGUCCUCAGCAGUAAUACAGCCAACCUUAACAACAAGGCUAAGAAGACAGCCUCUAAAACCGCGCCAUUGGCCAAGGCCACCACCACGCACCCUCCAAAAAUGUCUAGGGGAAACACUGGCGCGUCCUACUCCAUCCAGGGCCAGAGUGUUCAGAUCAUCAGUUCCUCCAGUGAGUCUCAUCAGCAGGUGGUGGCUGUGGGACAGCCUCUCUCUGUACAGCCCCAAGGCACCGUAGUGCUGACAGCUAAGAAUAUCCAGUGUAUGCGGACCUUGUUGAACCUGGCCCACUGCCAUGGGGCGGUGCUGGGAACCUCCUGGCAGCUGGUGCUGGCCACGCUGCAGCACCUGGUGUGGAUCCUAGGUCUGAAGCCUGGGGUUGGAGGUGCUCUGAAGCCUGGUCGUGCAGUAGAGGGGCCAAGCACGGUGCUGACCACGGCUGUGAUGACGGACCUGCCUGUAAUCGCCAACAUCCUGUCUAGGCUCUUUGAGAGUUCCCAGUACUUAGACGACGUGUCACUGCAUCACCUGAUCAACGCACUGUGCUCCCUCUCUCUGGAGGCUGUGGAGAUGGCCUAUGGGACUAACAAAGAACCGUCUCUAUUUGCUGUUGCCAAGCUGCUGGAGACCGGCCUGGUCAACAUGGACCGUAUAGAGAUCCUAUGGAGGCCCCUCACUGGACAUCUACUGGAGGUCUGCCAGCACCCCAAUGCCAGAAUGAGAGAGUGGGGGGCUGAGGCUGUGACCUCCCUCAUCAAAGCUGGCCUGGCCUACAAACACAACCCCCCUCUGGCACAGAACCAGAGGCUGCAGCUCCUGUUGUUGAACCCGCUGAAGGAGCUGUCCAACGUGCUCCAUGCAGACAUCCGUCAGAAGCAGCUGGAGAGCGUGCUGCAGAUCCUCCAGAGCCAAGGGGACAGUCUGGGGCCCGGCUGGCCCUUAGUGCUGGGCGUAAUAGGGGCCAUCCGCAACGACCAGGGAGAGUCAUUGAUCCGAACAGCCUUCCAGUGCCUGCAGUUGGUGGUGACUGACUUCCUCCCCACCAUGCCUUGCGCGUGCCUCCAGAUCGUAGUGGACGUAGCCGGCAGCUUCGGUCUCCAGAACCAGGAGCUCAACAUCAGCCUCACCUCAAUAGGACUCCUGUGGAACAUCUCUGACUACUUCUUCCAGAGGGGCGAGGCCAUCACCCAGGAGCUAGAGAGGGAGGAGGCCGUGUUACAGAAGCAGGCUCAGGAAAAGGGUGAGCCCCUGAACAGGCCCUUUCACCCGGCCCCUCCCUUCGACUGCCUGUGGCUGUGUCUAUACGCCAAGCUGGGCCAGCUGUGUGUGGACCCCCGGCCCGCCGUCAGGAAGAGCGCCGGUCAGACCAUGUUCUCCACCAUCGCUGCCCACGGCACCCUGCUGCAGCAGUCCACCUGGCACAUCGUCGUCUGGAAGGUUCUGUUCCACCUGCUGGACUGUGUGAGGAAGUCUUCCACUACGGCCGAUAAGGAAAAGAUUGAGUCGGGGGGCGGGAACAUCCUCAUCCACCACUCACGGGACACAGCUGAGAAACAGUGGGCAGAGACCUGGGUGCUGACGCUGGCAGGGGUGGCUCGUAUCUUCAACACCAGGAGAUACCUCCUGCAGCAGCUAGGUGACUUCUUCAAGGCGUGGGAGGUUCUGUUGGACCACAUCCAGUCUGCUGCCCUCAGUAAGAACAGCGAGGUCUCCCUGGCCGCGCUCAAGUCCUUCCAGGAGAUCCUCCAGAUCGCCACACCUGUCAAGGACUCCGCCAUGCCCACCGACGCUCUGGCUGCCAUGGGUGUUUCCCCCGUCCUCAUCGACCCCCUCAGCGCCCCGGGCCCCGGCAGACCCCUGCUGCGCUCCGACUCGAUGCUGGAGAGGCUGACGAGCUACAACGGCGCCGAACUCCAGGCCCCUCCACCAGGGGAGGAAUCGGCACUGGAGGAUGCGGCGCUGUGGUGGUCGGCGUGGAACACCUGGUACCGGACAGGCACAGACAGCACGAGGCCCCCUAGUGGUGGGACGGGGACAGACAGACCCUCCUUCGUCCCCAGCCAGCCCUUCCUGACAGCGUUAGUCCAGAUCUUCCCUGCCCUCUACCAGCACAUAAAGACUGGCUUCAGCAUGGAGGACCUGAGGAAACUGGGGGUGAUCCUCCACGGAGCCGUGUCCAUACCCAUCAGUAGUGACGCCUCGCCCUUCAUCCUGCCCUCUUACACCGAGGCUGUCCUCACCAGCCUGCAGGAGGCCGUUCUCACCGCGCUCCACGUGCUGCAGAAGGCCAUCUGUGUGGGCCCAGAGAACCUGCAAGUCAUGUACCCAGCCGUCUUUGAACAGCUGCUCCUCUUCGUCGAGUUCUCCUGCAAACCCCCCCAGUACGGCAAGCUGGAAACCAAACAUGUGGCCAACGCUAAAUACAACCAGAUCCAGCUGUUUGCACCGGCAGAAUGGGUUGCCUUAAACUACGUGCCCUUUGCUGAGAGGUCCCUGGAGGUGGUGGUGGACCUCUACCACAAAACAGCCUGUCACAAAGCUGUCAUCAACGAGAAAGUCCUACAGAACAUCAUCAAGACCCUGCGGAUGCCCCUGGGCCUAAAGUAUGGGUGUCCGUCAGAGAGCACGUGGAAGCUAGCUGUGUCAUCCCUGCUGAAGGUGCUAUCCACCGGGCUGCCCGUGGCCCGUCAGCACACCUCCUCUGGGAAGUUUGACACUAUGUGGCCAGAGCUGGCCAAUGCCUUCGAAGACUUCCUUUUCACCAAAAGCACACCUCCAGACAAUGUGUCCAUCCAGGAGUUCCAGAAGAAUGAAGCCAUUGACGUUGAGGUGGUGCAGUUGAUCAGCACAGAGAUCUUGCCGUUUGCCAUCUUCAUCCCCAAAGACUUUGUUGGCCAGAUUAUGGCCAUGCUUAAUAAAGGAUCCAUUCACUCACAGUCCUCCUCAUUCACAGAGGCAGAGGUAGACGUGCGGAUGCGGGAGGAGUUCUCCAAAGUGUGUUUUGAGACGCUGCUCCAGUUCUCUUUCAGUAACAAGGUGUCCACGCCCCAGGAAGGCUACAUCUCUCGCAUGGCCCUCUCCGUGCUCCUCAAGAGGUCCCAGGACGUGUUGAGGCGCUAUGUGGACGAUGAGAGGCUGAGUGGACGCUGCCCACUGCCCAGUGGACAGAGGAUGAAGCUUGAUUGCCAACUUCUCAGGCAACAAGUGACGGAAAUCAUCUUUGUCUUAAAAGCUAUCAGCACUUUGAUGGACUCACUUAAAAAGACCCAGCCGGAAAACGUGGAUGGGACCACGUGGGCCCAGGUCAUUGCACUGUACCCUACCCUGGUGGAGUGCAUCACCUGCUCCUCCUCUGAGGUCAGCUCAGCACUGAAGGAGGCCAUGGGGCCCUUCAAAGACUUUAUGCAGCCCCCUGUCUCCAGAGUACAAAACGGAGAGUCCUGACUGUUCCAACCCCUUUUUAUAAUGAAGGAAUUCAUAAUGAAUGUGUCCUCCUGAGACCCAAACACACACUUCUUCACACAAGUGGAUAGACGGACGGUCUCUUUUACUUCAUAUGAGCCCAUCUAACAGACAGUAACCAGUGGCAACUGAGCUCCCCCGGCGACUGCUCGGUCCUCAACGAGAACUCUGACCUGCUACACACGACAUCAUCAAUGUAUGCUUCUAAUACACGCUGGUUGAUACCACCUCCCAUUCUCAUUCUGACUGGCUGGACUUGUGUAUUAACUGCUACAGUAAAACAAUUGCAGUGUUUUCUUUUGGGUUUUCGUUUGUUUUAUUUUGAUUUCUUGAAUAGAGUCGAUGUACAGUGUGUGGUUAGUGUUGAUGUAAUUAAGAAAAAACUAAAAGUACUGGAGCUAUAUGGACCUUUAAAAAGAUUGAGGGGGAAAGAUGAGAUUACCUUUUGAAGUUUUCAACAUCUAGGAUUUUAUUCCAAAUCUUACUGUAACAUUCCAUGUCAUAUUUUAGCUGACCUGAGAAGUGUACUUGUCUGUAUAAAAUAAAUGGGAGAGUUCUACAAAUAAUUAAAUGA
Messenger RNA from Salvelinus fontinalis (brook trout), 4737 nucleotides. Its product is annotated as protein MON2 homolog. The record is from RefSeq and is a predicted model, not a curated record. The transcript has 25 exons. NCBI's taxonomy places the organism in Eukaryota, Metazoa, Chordata, Actinopteri, Salmoniformes, Salmonidae. Bases 294 to 4145 code for a protein of 1283 amino acids.